Melampsora larici-populina 98AG31 is the source of this 738-nucleotide messenger RNA. RefSeq lists its product as uncharacterized. The record is from RefSeq and is a predicted model, not a curated record. NCBI's taxonomy places the organism in Eukaryota, Fungi, Basidiomycota, Pucciniomycetes, Pucciniales, Melampsoraceae. The transcript has 2 exons. The coding region runs from base 1 to 738 and encodes 245 amino acids.
AUGGCACCAGACCCCGAAUUGGACCGACUUUUAACUAAAAUGAGCGAGGAAGGACAUACUCGAGCCCACAUGAUGGAGUAUCUUGUACUGGAGAAGAAUUACACUAUUUGUCUUCGAACUAUUUCACGUCAUCUGAAGAGGCUUGGCUUAAGUACUAUGCAACCUCAUCUCACCAAGGAAGAGAAAGAUAAGUGUCUGCUGCUCAUGAAGCUGUACCAUACAAGACGUUGGCAACAAAACGAAGUUGUUCGAGUGAUUCAAAAUCGACAUCAAAUGCCUCUAUUCAGUAUGACGAUGCUUAAAACACUUUCAAAGCGGUCAGGAUUACACUGGCGCAAAGACGAUAUUGAACUCGGUAUUAUCACUCCAGAGGAAGCAGCUGAAAAGAUCCUUAAACGCAAGCAAGGUGGUGAAGAGAAUGCUGGCUUUGGACGUAUGGCUCAUGUCAUGGCAACUGCAGAAUCAGUACGGCUGAAUCGAAACUCAGUUGGAGAGCUUCUUGCAAUAGUUGAUACUGAAGAGUUACAUGAAGUGAUAGUCCAAAUGGACUUGGAUCUUGACAAUCUAGAAGCGGGAGGAGAUCCUCAAGAGCUUUAUCCACUAGUACCGUUAGAUGAGGAGGACGAGGAGGACAUAGAUGAGGAGGACAUUCUUUUGGAUAAUUUCUUUUAUUUUGAAGGUGAGGAUAUAGAUGUAGAAGAAGGUGAAAAUCAAGUGUCUGAUCAAGAAUUUGAAUGA